CUGAGUGUAACACACAAGAUGUGAUCACUGUGAACCCCUGUAUUUUGUUGUCUUCAGUUUCUCUCACUUUCAGGAACAUUGUGUCUCUUUUAUUUCUUUCCUUUUUUUUUUGUUUUAAACAGGACAGCUGUACCACCUUUUUGCUACAAACCUUUAAAUAUUUGCAGAGUGACAAAGACGGAUCAAAGAGAGGCGUGGAAAAUCGAGAGGCGGAAAACAGGAGCAGAGGGAGAAAGAGAGAGAGAGAGAGAGAGAGAGAGAGAGGAGCAACAGAAGAUGGAGAGCAUUUUAUCGGAUCAGUCAGCAAGCGUGGAAGAACUGGUGGAAGCCUGCAUCAAAGCUUUCGAUGAUGAAGGAGUGCUAAAUGAUGCCUCUUUGGUGCGGAUGUUCCUCAUGAUGCAUCCCUGGUACAUUUCCUCCUCUGACUUUGCCAAGAAACUCCUUCUCAAGUCUCAGAAUUGCUCUGCCGGUUGCCGCUCUCAGAUUUGUCAUCUUGUCAAGUACUGGAUGAGCGAGUUCCCAGCUGAGUUUGACCUGAACCCAGAGCUGGCAGAGCAGAUCCGCUGUCUGAAAGAGUUGCUUGUGCAGAACGGUGAUGUGAGGCGAAGUCUACUCAUAGAUAUAGACAGUGUCCCAUCAUAUGAGUGGAAGCGGCAGGUGGCCUCGAGUAUACAGAAGAAGAGUAAAACCUCUCUGCUGUUUGACCAUUUGGACUCCUCGACCCUGGCCGAGCACCUGACCUACAUGGAGUACAAAUCCUUCUGCAAGAUCCUGUUCCAGGACUACCACAGCUUUGUGAUGCAGGGCUGCACUGUAGAUAACCCCAUCCUGGAGCGCUUCAUCACUCUUUUCAACAGAGUGUCACAGUGGAUCCAAAUGAUGGUGCUCAGUAAACCUACAGCCCAGCAGAGAGCCACUGUCAUUGGUGACUUCAUUAAAGUGGCCCAGAGGUUGCUGGAGCUGCAGAACUUUAACACUCUAAUGGCAGUGGUAGGGGGUCUGAGUAACAGUUCAAUGUCCAGACUAAAAGACACUCAGGCUCUGAUUAGUAGUGAUGCUCGAAAGGUAUUUGAGGGGCUUGGGGAGUUGAUCACAUCCAGUGCAAACUACAGUCGCUAUCGACAGCGCUUUUCAGAGUGCACCGGCUUUCGUUUUCCCAUCCUGGGUGUCCAUCUGAAAGACUUGAUCGCUGUUCAUGUGGCCCUUCCUGACUGGGCUGACCCAGAGAAAACCCGAGUCAACCUUACCAAGACACAGCAACUCUACACCAUCUUGCAGGAACUGGCACUGAUCCAGGCUACACCACCUGACCUUGAUGCUAACCCAGAUCUCCUCAACCUGCUUAUUGUGUCUCUGGACCAGUACCACACAGAGGAAGAAAUCUAUCAGCUUUCACUGCAGAGAGAACCACGCAGUCUGAAAUUAUCGGCAUCCAACGCAAAGCCACAAUCUCCUUUAAUAGAACAGUGGGCGUCUUCAGUCAAACCUAAGGCUGAUCCAGUGAUCAUCAACAAACACAUAGAGAAGAUGGUGGAGUCUGUAUUUAAAACCUUUGAUACGGACGGUGAUGGCUACAUCACUCAAGAGGAGUUUGAAAGCAUCAGGAGCAACUUUCCGUAUCUCAGCAAGUUUGAUGACCUUGAACACAACCACGGUGGCAGAAUUAGCCGAGAGGAGAUGAUUGAGUUUUUCGCCAAGGCCAACUCUAUGCUGAACUGUAAGAUGGGUUUUGUGCACACAUUCACUGCCAUGAACUGCUUCAAGCCUACAGUCUGUCAGCACUGCUCAGGCAUUAUGUGGGGAUUUUACAAGCAAAGAUAUAAAUGCAAAGUGUGUGGUGUUAGCUGUCAUAAAGACUGCUGUUCUCGUUUGGCUGUGGAGUGUCGAAAACGAACAAAAAGUGUCAGCUUUGACAGCAACGUUCCACGCAUUAGCCGCUCUUUCAGCUUGCCUCUUUCUACUAGACGAAACACCAAACCAGAAUGUGCAGACAUCAUCUCUCUCUGCUCAGUCAUCACAGAAGAGACUCAGGAGAAUCUAGACAAGGAAGUGUUUGAUGAUUAUCUUUGAGAAGGAACCGAUUGUGCCUGUAAAGCUUUAGAGUCCGUCAUAUAACUCAGUCUACGAUCUCCUCAACUCCCUAAAACUGUGUGUGUUUGAAGUUAUGACAUGGUCCACACUUCCCAUGGUGAAUAUUGCCACUCAUUUCCAACUCACUGGCCACUUUAAGAUCUUCAACUGUCCGGUUUCAGUGCUCAUUGUAUCCUCAGAUUCCAGUUCUUGGCUGAUGGGAGUGGAACCCGAUGCAGAAUUCUGUUGUUUCCUCAAGCUUUGGAUUAUGAGAUGCUUUUCUGCUCACCACGGCUGUACAGAGUGUCUAUUUAGAUUUACUUUCAGCAUGAACCAGUCUAUUCAUUCUUAUUUGACAAUAAGAGUAAAUCAGAACUGCUGCUCCCUGGAUUUUUAUUUUUUUUUUUUGAUGGUUUUUGCACCAUUCUCUGCAAACUUUCCAAACUAUUGUGCAUGAAAAUCCCAAAUUUUUGAAAUCUUUAAACACAUUGUUUUCCUAUUCUGAUAUUUAAUGUUAACUGUAUCUGCAUGAUUUUAUGCUUUGCACUGAUGCCACAUAACUGGCUAAUUGCAUGAAUGCAUGAAGGAAUAUGUGUACGUGUGUUUCUAUUAAAGUGGCCAUUGAGUGUGCAAACAAAUAAUAAUAAUAAUUUUCAAAAUGUUUGGAAAGUCUUUAUUUUUUACUAUAUUUGUAUGCUUUAUGAUUUGUAAGCUUAACAAAACAUCAGUCUCUAAUUGUUUUUUCAUUUUUUCCUUGAAACUAUAAUUCUGCUUUUUUUUCCCUUUCAUAUAAAAUUGUCACUAAACGAACUGACAAAGCAGCAUUUUAUUUCGUGAAAAUUUGUCCAUUUACAGCCACAAGGUCGCAUGAAUGACAUUUCCUCCACACACAAAGGCCCUCAGCUUGAUAUUUCUGUAUAAUCCUUUGUACUGACUGCCAGUAGGGGGCACUGUUGACACAGCUGGAUUUGUAUCUCCUCUGUGUCCCUGUACAUACAUUUGUGUGAUCAUGACAUAGAUGAACUGCUUCAAAUGUCUCAGUGAAGUUACACGUGAUAACAUGAAAGGUUUGUUUCUUUUCGCUGUAUUAAACAUGUCAUUUUUUUGCCUCA
Tachysurus vachellii is the source of this 3182-nucleotide messenger RNA. It is a transcript of the gene rasgrp2, whose product is annotated as RAS guanyl releasing protein 2 (calcium and DAG-regulated). Gene Ontology annotation, biological process: Ras protein signal transduction; positive regulation of GTPase activity. Gene Ontology annotation, molecular function: calcium ion binding; guanyl-nucleotide exchange factor activity. The record is from RefSeq and is a predicted model, not a curated record. Lineage: Eukaryota; Metazoa; Chordata; Actinopteri; Siluriformes; Bagridae. The coding region runs from base 277 to 2070 and encodes 597 amino acids. Gene Ontology annotation, cellular component: plasma membrane. The transcript has 17 exons.